AUGUUCUUGGUGGAUGCAGGACCUGGGACCCCCAGAAUUUGUAUGCAAGAUGAGCCUACAGGAGUGCCAAUCAACCGAGCCGCCAGGUUUGAGAAUAAGGUGGGAUCCCUGGAUGUAGUGGCCGGUGAAUCACUGAUCAAAGAGCAGAUUUUGGAGAGAUUCUUCAUCGAUGUAGUGGCCGGUGAAUCACUGAUCAAAGAGCGAGCAGCCGCCAGGUUUAAAAAUUUGGUGGGAUCCACAGAUGUAGUGGCUGGUGAACCGCUUCUUCUUCUUCCGCGAAGAUUCAGACAAAACCGAGCUUGGAUGGAACUGAACAAGAUUUGGCGAACGAAUACAAAGGUAAGGGGCUUUUUAUUAAGAAAGUAA
Prunus armeniaca (apricot) is the source of this 366-nucleotide messenger RNA. NCBI's taxonomy places the organism in Eukaryota, Viridiplantae, Streptophyta, Magnoliopsida, Rosales, Rosaceae. The record is from the annotation of a GenBank genome assembly.